Messenger RNA from Diversispora eburnea, 771 nucleotides. Lineage: Eukaryota; Fungi; Glomeromycota; Glomeromycetes; Diversisporales; Diversisporaceae. The record is from the annotation of a GenBank genome assembly.
AUGACGUGUGAAUCCUGUGUUAACUCCGUUAAAGAAGUUUUAACAAAAAUUCCAGGAAUUACUCGUUUUGAUGUUGACCUCAAAGAACAAAGAGUAGUAGUCGAAGGAACAGCACCCCCUUCCAUGGUAUCAAAAAAUUUGAAGGAAACUGGAAAAACAGUAAUUGUUCGCGGACAAGGAUCUAUCAAGGGUCCGCAUUCUGGAGCCGCUGUAUGUAUUUUUGAAGAUUUCACAUAUACUCCUCCAAAGAAUGCAAAUAAUGCAAAGAAUGAAAAUGAAUCAAACCGACAAAGAAAACCACAGGGGCUUGCUCGUUUUGUACAAAUUAGCAAUAAUGUCUGCCUUAUUGAUAUCACUGUGCAAGGAAUUUCACCAGGAUAUCACGGAGUUCACAUUCAUGAAUUAGGUGAUAUCUCAGCUGGUCCUUCAAGCACGGGAAAUCAUUAUAAUCCGGAGAAUGUUGAACAUGGAAAUAUGGAAAAAGGACACGUUGGAGAUUUAGGAAAUAUAUUAAUAGAUGAAAAAGGUUGGGGAGAUCUUGUGGUUGAAAGUAAUCAUAUAAAAGUAUGGGAUGUUAUUGGGAGAUCAAUGGUUAUUUCUCAGGGAAAAGAUGAUGAAGGUAAAGGUGGUAAUGCACAAAGUAAGAUUGAUGGCAAUUCUGGACCAGGUCUUAUUGCCGGAGUAAUUGCGCGUAGUGCUGGUGCAUUUGAAAAUCUUAAGAAGGUUUGCUCAUGUUCUGGAAAAACACUUUGGGAAGAGGCCAGAUUAUAA